Lolium rigidum is the source of this 1488-nucleotide messenger RNA. RefSeq names its product 7-deoxyloganetin glucosyltransferase-like. The record is from RefSeq and is a predicted model, not a curated record. Lineage: Eukaryota; Viridiplantae; Streptophyta; Magnoliopsida; Poales; Poaceae. The coding region runs from base 1 to 1488 and encodes 495 amino acids. The transcript has a single exon. Gene Ontology annotation, molecular function: UDP-glycosyltransferase activity.
AUGGGGUCGACGACGGAGCAGAAGCCACACGCGGUGUGCGUGCCGUUCCCGGCGCAGGGCCACAUCACGCCGAUGCUCAAAGUGGCCAAGCUGCUGCACGUCAGGGGCUUCCACGUCACCUUCGUCCUCACCGAGUACAACUACGGCCGCCUCCUCAAAUCGCGGGGCGCGGCCGCGUUCCACGGCUGCCCGGGCUUCGACUUCACCAAGAUACCGGACGGCCUCCCGCCGCCCGACGCCGAUGCCACCCAGGACAUCCCCGCGCUCUGCCACUCCACCAUGACCACCUGCCUCCCCCACCUCACCGCGCUCCUGGCCACGCUCAACGACCCGGCCUCCGGCGUCCCGCCGGUAACGUGCCUCCUGUGCGACGUCGUCAUGUCGUUCGCCUACGAUGCCGCCAAGGAGAUCGGCCUGCCCUGCGCCGGGCUGUGGACGGCCAGCGCCUGCGGCUUCAUGGCCUACAACUACUACAAGAACCUGGUCGAGCAGGGGCUCGUGCCGCUCAAGGACGAGGCGCAGCUCACGGACGGGUACCUCGACACGGUCGUCCACGGCGUGCCCGGCGUCUGCGACGGCUUCCAGCUGCGCGACUUCCCCGACUUCAUCCGCACCACGGAUCCCAACGCCAUCAUGCUCAACUUCCUCAUCCGCGAGACCGCGCGGGCGGCGUCGCAGCCCGACGCCGUCGUCGUCAACUCCUUCGACGACCUCGAGGGUCGGGAGCUCGACGCCAUGCGAGCGAUCCUCCCGCCCGUCUGCGUCGUCGGCCCACUCCUCCUCCAAGUCCGCCGCGUCAUUCCCAAGGGCUCUCCUCUCGACGUGGCCGUGCAGUCCAACCUGUGGAAGGAGCAGGACGGCCUGCUCGAGUGGCUCGACCGCCACCCGCCGCACUCGGUGGUGUACGUGAACUACGGCAGCAUCACGGUGAUGAGCAACGAGCAGAUGCUGGAGUUCGCGUGGGGGCUGGCCAACAGCGGCUACCCAUUCCUGUGGAACGUGCGCCCCGACCUCGUCAAGGGCGACGCGGCCGUGCUCCCGCCGGAGUUCUCCGCCGCCAUCGAGGGCCGCGGCCUUCUGACCACGUGGUGCCCGCAGGAGAAGGUGAUCGUGCACGACGCCGUCGGCGUGUUCCUGACGCACUCCGGGUGGAACUCCACGCUGGAGAGCCUCUGCGCCGGCGUGCCAAUGCUGAGCUGGCCCUUCUUCGCGGAGCAGCAGACCAACUGCAGGUACAAGCGCACGGAGUGGGGCGUCGGGAUGGAGAUCGGCGGGGAGGUCAGGCGGGCGGACGUGGCCGAGAAGAUACAAGAUGCAAUGGAGGGGGACAAGGGGAAAGAGAUGCGCCGGCGCUCGGCGGAGUGGAAGGACAAGGCCGCGGGGGCGACGCUGCCAGGUGGCCCAGCGGAGGUCAAUCUUGACAGACUGAUUGAUAUCCUGCGUGGCAACACGGAUCAAGCGGUCAACGCAUCUCCUGCCGAAAAUUAA